This is a messenger RNA of Ictalurus punctatus (channel catfish), 2377 nucleotides long. Its product is annotated as heterogeneous nuclear ribonucleoprotein U-like protein 2. The transcript has 14 exons. Gene Ontology annotation, cellular component: membrane. The record is from RefSeq and is a predicted model, not a curated record. NCBI's taxonomy places the organism in Eukaryota, Metazoa, Chordata, Actinopteri, Siluriformes, Ictaluridae. Bases 185 to 2338 code for a protein of 717 amino acids. Gene Ontology annotation, molecular function: protein binding.
AUAAGCAAUCAGGAUGUUUUCUUGAAUUUUCCGGAGCAGCCAGCUGCUGCGUGUUGUAUUUUUUUUUGUGUUUAUUUAUUUUAUUUUUUUUGUCAACUAAGCAGCUCUAAACACGUUUAUAGAAGUUAGGGUCUGAGUUUUGAGUAGUUUAUUUUAAUACACCAGUUCAUUCUUUCUAAUCGCGAUGUUGUUGGAGGACGUGAGGAAGCUGAAAGUGGCCGAGCUGCGGGCCGAGCUGCGGGAUCGGGGUCUCGACCCUAAAGGACUGAAGGCCGAGCUUGUGGAUCGUCUUAUGUCAGCUAUCCAGGAUACAGAACCUGACAAAAGUGUCAAUUUAAACCCUUUCGACAUGGAACAUGUCCAAACUGCAGAGGAAACCCCUAAACGAACAUGUCAGACUGAGGGCACAUCGACAGGCGUUGCAGAUGAGACAGCUUUAGGAGACAAGCAGCAAACUCUGGACCAGAAUCAGUCAAGUCUAGAGGAAAUCUGGACAAAACGGCGGCCUUGUGUCGAUCAGAGCACACAGACGGAGAAUGAGCCAGAAAUCAGGAUCUCCCAGUCAGUCUGCUCUUGUUCUUACAGGAGAGAAGCAGAGCAGAUGAAAAGCCAGUGUGUCCUCAGUAGCAGUGCCAGCUCUGAUGUCCAUCAGGAGGAAGUCCAGUCUACAUCACUACCACAACCCACCAGCCACCAGUUACCCCACAUGGCACCUGUCAUAACGGAGCCUGGAACGGAAAAGCAGGAUGAGUCUCGGGAUGUCAGCAGUCCUCAUGAAGAGAGGAACCGGGAUUAUUAUGAGUUUAAAGAGGAGAUUCAAUAUAUGAGAGCCAAAACACCAGAGCCUGGUCCUGCGAGUGAGGAUGAGAUGGACAUCGAUGAUGACACGGUUCGACUAGAUCCCUACAACAGUGACCUGCAUUUUGUAGUGGGUGCGGACGGGAGCAGCGGUCAGCCUUUACUCUGGGAGACGUUCCCUCUGCUGCAUUCAGGGUGUAGACUGACCCACGGCUUUACUCAUGGAAAAGUGGGAUUCGAAGUCAAGUAUGUGAAGAGAUUGUCAGCAGCUACAGAUACAAGUCUCAGCCCUGAGCCUCAGAGUGUUCUCAGAGUGGGCUGGUCUGUGGAUGGCUCCAGCUUUCAGCUAGGAGAGAAGGAGCUCUCGUUUGGAUUUGAUGGAGCAGGCAAAGCAGUGACAGGGGGAAAGAUGGAAGAAUUUGGCGAGCCAUUUUCAGAGGGUGAUGUCAUCGGCUGCUAUGCGUUCAUCAGCGACGAAGGAGAGACAGAACUAUCGUUUUCAAAAAACGGCAGCUUUCUCGGGGUGGCCUUUCGACUCGCUGGCUCCACCCUGGCAGGUCGUGCACUCUACCCACACGUCCUGUGCAAAAACUGCUCCGUUUCCCUGAACCUUGACCCUCAGGGUGUGGCCUGGUAUCCUGGUCCUCCUGGCUACUGCCCUUUACCAAUGCUUCCAUCUGCAUAUUGGACUCGAGCUCUGCUUCCUCCAUCACACAAGAAGGACUGUGAGGUGCUGAUGUUGGUUGGCAUGCCAGGUUCUGGAAAGAGCCACUGGGCUGAGAGCCACAUGGCCAAGAACCCAGAGAAGCGUUACAAUGUGCUAAGCAUAAACUAUGUCCUUCACUGGAUGAGGCUGCCGAGCCCAGAACACAAGAACCUGUUGCUGCGACAGGCCACACAGUGUCUCACACACCUCAUCAGAAUAGCAGCAACCAAAAGGAGAAACUUCAUCCUAGAUCAGGCAAACAUUUACCCGUCUGCUCAGAUUCACAAGCUGCUGAGGUUUUCCGGUUAUCAGAGAAAGGCGGUGGUGUUCGUCCCCUCGGAUGAGGAAUGGAAGAGACGUCUGCAGCAGAAAGAGCAGAGCGAGGGUUCUGUGCUACCAGAAAUAACACUGCUAAAAAGCAAAGCGAGUUUCACCCUCCCAGAGAAGGGCAACCUCCUGGAAGACAUCCUGUUUGUCGAGCUCUGCCGUGAAGAAGCGCAGAAGCUCCUCACAAGCUAUAAAGAGGAGGCCACACGUCUCUUACCUACACCUGUCAAACGCAAGAGGCAAAAAAAACGCCCCCAUAAACGUCCCAUUGAUGCACAUGGAUCGAGCCAAAGCCGCAGUCAGUAUGCGCAUCAGGCACAGUGGGGAUGCCAUAAACAAAACGGAUGGAACUUUUCUGCUUUUUCUCAGCCUUAUGGCUGUAACAGUGAUCCACAGCGGUACAGAGAUUACUAUCAGCCCUGCACCGAACAGUGGAACCUGGGUAACCAAAAUCAGAGUUACUAUGGAAACCAGAGCUAUUAUUUUGGCAACCAAGCUUUUUGGUAAAUCAUAACAGCAACACAAUAAAUAGUAUUUUUUAUUUCA